This is a messenger RNA of Schistosoma margrebowiei, 5760 nucleotides long. Lineage: Eukaryota; Metazoa; Platyhelminthes; Trematoda; Strigeidida; Schistosomatidae. The record is from the annotation of a GenBank genome assembly.
GAAAUUUGUUUUAUAUUUUGUAGCGCCAAACUGGUUCCUGCCUGGAGGAUUUGGUGAUCCCCUGAUACUAGACACGGAAGCCUGUUAAGCGAAAGCUUCUUCUAUUCCGUCCACAACCAUUUGAACCAUUUAGUUUGUUCGUCACGAAUUUAUCGGCUCCAAUGUCCGAAAAUCACUCUAAUCAACUCUCACGAUUAUUUUACCCUAUAAAUGAACGUGUUGGCUUGUCGAUUGGUGUUAUAUCUGGACACCAAAGCAAGCACAAACGGAAACAUUUAGUUUUUACAAGUAAUUAGUGCAGAUCAUUAACAAUAUGUUAGUUUCACUAACGAAGCCUACAAGCAUUCAGGUCUAUCUCGUCAAGAUUACGGAUAAAAAUGAAAUUAAGAAAGUGCAAGUAUGCAACGCGAAGAAUCUGAAAAAAAUUGACUGCAGAGAUACAAAAACUCAGCCUAGCUAUGAAUUACAAAUCAUUACAGAAAAUAAGAUAUGGGUAUUUAAUGCUUUGAAAUUAGAAGAAAAAAGACAUUUUGUCAGUUCAUUUUGUCGUACACUUGCAACACUACUACCACAUGUGAUCAAAGAUAUAGAAUUAGUCAAUUUCCCACAAGAUAUAAAUAUUUCUCCACUUAGCCAACAUGAAACAUUGGAUGCUUUGCUUAAUCCUGAAUAUAUGUCAACGGUUGGUACCGGUGGCGAUGAGGAUAGUGUUGGCGGUGAUGAAAAGUCAGGUGAUAAAGAUAAGUCGGAUGUCAAUGCACCGGUCACUGAUUCAUACCGUUCAUUGACAAAACGUGAAGAAGAUGAUAUACGACAAUUUCUAGAUGAACUUGAUGAAGAAUCAACACUCUUAAAUGCUGCUCAACUAACAGAACGUUUACAAGAACAGUUGGCUCACAUUGAAGGUACAAAUGUUCAUUCAAUUAUGUCUUCUGAAUCUCAAGUAUUAAGUCUUAUGACAACAUUGGACAGUGCUAUUGAACGAGCUGAAUUAUUAGAGAAGCAAUUAAAUAUUUAUUAUAGUUUUUUAGAGGAAGUUGAAGAUGCAAUGUCUACCCUACGUGAUCAUGAUCAAUUAAUCCAAACUACAGUAGAUAAUCGCGCAAAUUUAUUAAAUGUACUUGAAAAACUAGUUGAUCGGUUAGAUGUUGAUCCAAAGUACUUCCAUGUAUUAAUGAAAGGUGAUUUAAGUACAUCUGAUGGUAUUGCACGUUGUAUCGAAGCUGCUGGAUAUUUGGAUCGUUUGCUGAAUUCAGAAUUUAAAGAAGGUGAAGAACAUCUUCAAGCUGUAGAUGAACGUAUGCAAGAAUUGAGAAAUUUACGUGAUUCGUUUGCCACAAAAUUAUCAGGUUUUGUAAAUGAUGCAAUGUUACGUUAUGCCAGUCAAUUAGGAUUUGUUGUCAACACAGGGAUUAGUAUGCCGUCAUCAGAUACAAUGUCAACAAUAUCAAAUAAUCAAUCUGGUGUUGGCGGUGGUGGCGGAGGAAGUAGGAAAACAUCAAUGAUGAUUACAAGUUCUUUUCGUGUUGCAUCUGAUUUAUAUGCUGUUCAAAGAACUGACUUACUUCAACUAACUCCACUAGUUGGUAACUGGUUACAAGCUAAUAGAAAAGAUUUAUAUAUUGGAAUUAAAAGGAUGUAUAUUGAAAAAUCACAAAAUUUUUUUAAACGACAAAUACAAGAAGUAUUGAAGUGUACACAAGACUCCGUUGCUAAUCUUGUCCGACCUGGGAAAUCUAAAGAAAUUCAACGCUUAGAGAAUAUGCCAUCAGAUGUUGGAAGUGUUAUGUCAUUACAUAAUUUAGAUUCAAAUCUUUUAACUCAAGUUGAAUCGAUCUUUGAUAGUUGCUUCGAUAAAAUUCUAACCCUAAUUCGUACAGAACAAGCAUUUUUAAAUCAAUUCUUCGGUUUUCAUUUGAAUGCAUCACAAAUUGAAAAGUCACAUAAUACUGUUAUGUAUAAAAAUUAUAAAGGUGAUGAAUUAUCUACUUUAUUCGAUUGUAUGGUUCAUUUAUUCGAUAGUGUUGAACAAGAUGUUUUGAAUUUAAUCACUCAUUGUGAACAAUUACAAUCUAUAUUGAUUAUGCCAUUAUUAAUUACAAUUUCACGUAUCACAGAAAAUGAAAUUACAUUAACAUCAUCAUCAUCAUCAUUAUCAUCACCUUCACAACAAACCACAACAACCAAUUUGGAUAAUUCUAAUUCUAGCAAUGGGAUUGGCAAUACUAGUCAACUACGAUUAGAAUCACAAGAUUCUGAUAAAAUUCCAAUGACAUAUAUUGCAAAUUUUUUAUCACGACUUACUAUUGAAACAAAACGAGCUUUUAAUCGUCUUGUUGAGCGUCUAAUUAUUUCAUUUAAAACAAGCAAACCGUGUAAAAAAGUACGAUGUGGUGUACUAUCAAUGGUUCGCACUUAUAUUGAAUUCGCUGAAUGUUCAAUGACCGUAUUUUCUAAGAGUUCACGUUUAGUUGAUCUAGAACGUGCCCAUAGAGAAUUAGUACGAUGUUUAAUGACUGAAAUUGAUCGAGUUGCAUCAAGAAGUGUGAAAACACCCGGUGAAGUUGUCCAGUUAGAAAAUUAUCAUCGUCUUUGUGAUAUUCUUCGACGUUUAAAAAUGUCCAGCUUAGAUGAUUAUCGUCAAGAUGCUAAGAAUCGUUAUACUUUAGCUUUACAAGAAUAUACAAAAACAUGUAUGGGUCGUCCAUUGGAGAAAUUAGCAGUAAGUUCAUUUGACUUUCUUUUCUUUAUUUAUUAUUGUUUAUGAAGUACAUUAUCCUCUCCUCUUACAUAUGAGAUCAACCAAAGUAAAUGGAAUUUUUUUAUGGCCACCAUUUUGAUUUCUUGAAUCUCGCAUGUACUAUCGAGUCAAAUACUAUGAAACUACUAAUACCCCUGAAUAGCUGACUUUCAUGGAUAUGGUAAGAAUUCCAUUAAUACCUAUGUUUUUUUCCUUAUAUCAUCAUCGGUUGGAGAAGGAUUAGACUUUCGGCUUUCUUUGUAUUCUAGAUAGUGGGUGAUGUAUCUAUGUACAAUGUAUUUUGGUACACAGUACUGUUGAUCCGUGAAUUGACUUACUUCCUGUUGACACAAUAAAUAUCUAUUAAUGCUGUACAAAAUUCUCUCGAUAUUAUUCUGUGAACUUGCAUUACUCAAUUAAUCAUUAGUCAAGAUUUAGCUAUGAUUACUCAAUACUUGAAUGUGGAGCCAGGGAGGUUUGUUAACAAGUCAAUGAAUUUCGAUGAUUUUUGAAUAAAGGCUUACAGGCAGUUGCGAAUUCCGUGUUGUGUAUACUGUAAAAGAAGUUUUUUUUGGUGCAAACUGAAAAGGAAAAUAGAUUUUUAUUCAUGAAUUUGUCAAUUGACCAUAGGAUCCAAGAGAUUGUUUACUUAUAACCGGUCACACAUGACCGUUUUGUGAAUACUUUUUUAUUAUGUUUGCUCUGUAAAGUUUUAAAGCUUAUUAUCAGAAAUGUUAAUUUAUCGUACCAUCUGUGCAAAGCCAGGAUAGCCAAAUAUAAUCAAACCCAUAUAGUCUCCAAGAAUUCCUACAUCGAAGGGCUCAAGUUUUACAAACUUAGAGUGAAUCUGUUGUCACCGAUAUCGUUAUAAACCAGACAUCUUACAGCCACACUGACAUCAGUUUGUCAUUACGUAUAGAUUGAUUUCAUUCACCACACCAUCACAAAGACUAACACAACUAUUCAGACACUCGAAGCUUUCAAAUACAGGUCUUGAUAGAGUACAUUGCAUUAAGAAAGCGCCGAGAGGAAGUAUUUCAGUUAAUGUAAAUCAAUUCAGUCGUCAUCAUUAAUAACUGUGAUUGCCGUAGUAUCAAGCUGGCAGCUACAGUCGUGGUAUCUAGUAUUUCUAAAACGGGAGCACCAUCAGACUCAAGUAAACAAUUGCAAAUUAUAGCAAUCAUUGAUAAAUUCAGUUUGAUUUGAGUGUAAGUGCCUUUUUUGCAAUCGAUUUUAUCUAAAAGGCUGAUAUGCCAAUAAGAUCAUAGUUCAUCGCCAUUAAACUACACAAAUUAUUGGUAUGAGACACGUAUUAAUAUUUUUGAACUCGUCAUGUUGGAACAAAAAAUUAUCUUGUUUCAUCAUUAUUCAUGUGAGAUGGUCAAAUAUGUAGGUCACUUGUUCUUCUAUACACGCAAGAGUUGAUAUUUCUUGUUCGCUGAGUUAGGUGGUCUAGUCGUGAAAUUUUCGUUGUCUUUCUAAACAACAUUUUUUAGCACACAGUUCAAUAAGAAAUGAUUUAUUAGGAUUGUCAGCAUCGGUUUAUGUGGAGACUAUAGAAUUUCUGUAGCUUUUAAACUGUGAGCUGAUAUUAGACCAUUUCGGAAACCUAAAAGCACCAAGUACUGUUUCAUCCUAUCACAUGGCUCGUCAGCAAUGUGCAUCGACAACCCUUCAUCCGCGUAUCGAACUCCAAACUUUCAUUCUUUUUCGACAUGCAACCGUAUUUUAUGUGUAACUUCAAUCAUGUAUGCACAAUACUGAGAAAUCCCAUACUAGGAUGAAACCGCCGUCUAGCGCUUCUAAGUUUUCAAUACUCAUCUAAUUAAGAUCAGUUCAUGCUGUAUUCGAAUUUUUCAGCAGCUGAUCAACUUGUUCCGUUGACCCAAUAUUUGGUUUAUUGUUGACCAUAAUCAUUUGUUUUCUCUAUUCUAUAUUUCAACACUCCCAAUCGAACUCAUAUCCGUAGUUGUCUACAAUAGCUAAUAAGAUUCCAUGUCAGUAAAAUAAGCUUUUGCUCAUUUGUGGAGAGUCUAACAGCUUACUUCUCUUUCAAAUACUUCUUGAUCAUGUUGUUUAUGAAGAGAAUAUUAGAAACUUCACGACUUAUUGAUCCAGUACAAGGAACCCAACAUCUCCAUAAAUAUUCUUUAUCAGCACUAUUUCUAUCUAAGUAUUACUUUAUGUACUUAUUAUUCAUUGUUGUUUUGAUACAUUACAUUCAAUUUUUUCUAUACAUCAUUUUAAAGAGCUUUUUUGAAAAUGUUCAAAGUGCUUUGGAUGCUGGUGUACGAUCUGAAGUGGUUAGUUAUCAAUUUGCUUUUAGUAAACAGGAAUUACGUAAAGUUAUCAAAGAAUAUCCUGGAAAAGAGGUAAAACAUGGUCUGGAAAGUUUAUGUAAAAAAGUUGAAAAACAUUUAUCUGAUGAAGAAAAUUUAUUCCCUGUUGUAUGGAGAUCAAUACAAACAGAAUUUAUUACACAAUGUUUACGUUUUAGUAAUUUAAUUCAACAAUGUUAUCCAGAUUCAGGGAUACAACUUGAAUUCACUAUAACAGAUUUACAAAAUUAUUUUACUGAAAUUGCAUGUUCACGUUGAAAUGGAACUUUCUUUCUUUAUUUUUUUUCUUCAUUACCCUUCCCGUUUAUAGUUUGUAUAUUGACGUCUUAAUCACCUCACUGUUUACACAAACACACAUACACAAAACUACUGAUGGAUUAUUCAGUUUCUUUAGCGAACAAUGAAUGUUUUAAAAGAAGAGAAUCAAGUAACAUCCAACUAAUGAAAUUUACCUUGAUCGUAUAUAGAAAAAUACGCACAAUACACAUUCAAUUAUACAGAAAUUGUUAUUUUCUUACUCUCAGUUUUUCUUAUUUUUUUUCUUCUUCAUUUUAAUUGUUUGCUUUCAUAUGAAUGAUUCUAUUUUCAAUGAUUUUGUUUUGUGAUUUUCUCGUUUUUUUUUUUGUUUUGUUUUAAUCUACUCUCCGUUCUGUGUAAAAAGAUCAAUAAAUCUAUAGCACC